Pecten maximus is the source of this 4689-nucleotide messenger RNA. RefSeq names its product putative transcription factor p65 homolog. The record is from RefSeq and is a predicted model, not a curated record. Gene Ontology annotation, biological process: regulation of transcription by RNA polymerase II; innate immune response; canonical NF-kappaB signal transduction. Gene Ontology annotation, cellular component: nucleus; cytoplasm. The transcript is spliced from 12 exons. The coding region runs from base 133 to 2025 and encodes 630 amino acids. Gene Ontology annotation, molecular function: DNA-binding transcription factor activity; DNA binding. Lineage: Eukaryota; Metazoa; Mollusca; Bivalvia; Pectinida; Pectinidae.
CCUGGAAUUUUUCAGACUAGCGGAGAGAAACACCGCGACCUAGUCUUAGCGUAAUUUUAGCUAAACUUCGGAAAGCCCUUCGCCGGUUUACAAUUGAUUUCCGCUUGACAAGAACAUCAGAACUGCUACAACAUGGAGUACGCACAAACAUUUACAGACGAAAUCCAGAUCACAAGCUCAGAACUGCAGCAGUUAAUCAACGACGGCAAACUUAACAUGGACAACAUUACAGAUCCCGCAAUACUCGGCCAAUUCGUAGACCCACAACUCAACAUACAACCCCAAAUAUCAACAAUGCCAACCAAUCAAAAUUAUGGAGCUCCGGUCAAACCUGGAGGCUCAAGGACGGCCAAUCGAGCAGGCAGUAGAGGAGGAUCAAAGCAGACCACACCCGAUGGGGUGUUUGUAGAAAUCGUGGAACAGCCCAAACAAAGAGGGUUACGAUUCCGUUACGAAUGCGAGGGAAGAUCAGCUGGAAGCAUUCCCGGAGACAAGAGCAGUGCAGAGAGAAAGACUUUCCCAACAAUUAAAAUUAUGAACUACACUGGUACUGCUGUCGUAGUGGUUUCCUGUGUAACAAAAGACGCGCCAUAUGAACCUCACCCUCACAACCUUGUAGGACGUGACUGUAAACGGGGUGUUUGUACCUUAAAGGUCAAGGACACAAACACUGUCAGUUUUCCUCACCUUGGAAUCCAGUGUGCAAAAAAGAAGGACGUAGAAAAUAACUUAAAGCAGAGGAAAGAGAUUAAUGUUGAUCCGUAUCAGAGUGGAUUCAAGCACAUGACCAAAGCUGGUAACAUAGAUCUCAAUGUUGUGAGACUAUGUUUCCAAGUAUUCCUGCCAGACGAGUCGGGCAAGAUAUCUCGAAUUGUUCCUCCAGUUGUCUCCCUUCCCAUCCACGACAAAAAGGCCUUGAAUGAACUUGUGAUAUGCCGUGUGGACAAAUCGUCGGGAAAAGCAAAGGGAGGCGAUGAGGUGUUCCUUCUGUGUGAGAAAAUUAACAGAGAGGAUAUCGGAGUUCGAUUUUACAAGGAGAAUGAGGUCAAUGAGUCGUUACUAGAUUGGGAGGAUUAUGGAGACUUCAGUCAGAAUGAUAUUCAUCGACAGUAUGCCAUCGUGUUUAAAACGCCACCGUACAAGGACACGUUUAUCACAAGACCUGUGGAGGUGAAAAUGCAGUUGAAACGCAUGAAUGACACGGAAACCAGCGAUCCUAUUCCUUUCACUUAUAUGCCUGAGGAUCCUGAUCCAGAUCGUCUUAAUGAGAAACGUAAGCGUAAGGCAGAAACAUUGAACAGCUACGGCCUGUUUGGAGAUGGUCUUCAAACCCUGUCGCAAGACGACAUCAAACAGAGGCUGAAGGUGAAGGCCACCAAAUCAAGAAUCAAGCAAGAAAAACCUGAGAGUAAUAAUUUUGAAUUGCCGAGCUAUUCCUUCAACAACCUUGGAGCAUCUCCCAUGCAGACAGAUGUGGCUACAACAGCACCCUCUCCUAUGAGUGUGAGAACGGCAGAUAACUCUGGCAUGGGCAGUGUCACCGUAACACCGACUGAAUCGGUGAGACAGCAAUUGGCAAGUCUCCCAGAAAACCAGCAGUUUGAAAUCCUUCGUCAGCUAGCCAUGAGCAAGCUGCAGCAUGAAGCUUUACAGAAACAACACCAACAGACAGGAAACAUGCCGGUCCCUUCAACAACAGCACCAUUUGCUGAUCUAUUCCAUAAUCAACAACAGGUUGUUCAGCAAACCAACUCCAGCAGUAACGUGUUGCUUGCUGACGUUUCUAUGCAACAGGGCCUGAUGUCGUCAGGGGCAACGACAUCUGACCAGACAGGCGGGCAGACAGUGGACUUAAACAUGCUGCAGACAUAUUUAGGCGACCAGGGUACGAACGUGUCAUUUGAGAGUAUCGAAGGGCUAUCGGGCAAUCUGCUAAACAUCAGUUACGAUCCUAAUGUAGCUGCAAUGGAGAAUGUGAUGAGCGAGACAAACCAGGCGAUACAAGGGCUGAGUCAGUCUGGGUGAAAAACAACGCACACAACUGUUGUUUUUUUUAUAGAGAGAGAUUUUAUUACAAGUGUUGUUGCUUAAUGAAAUAUAAGACAGUGGUGUUCAAAGUUUCAUCUUACAAAACCAUCAGAAUGUUUGCAGUAAAAAAGUGAAAGAAACGAUUAAAAAGCAAUAUACACUGUAUGGGUGAAAUCUCCGACUGUGGUACGCACAUUCCACACACGCGGGUCGGUCCCGAUGCUGGUACUGUGAUGAUGACAGGUAAACCCAGAAUAAAUUGUGGUUGCGACGGUGUCCAUGGAUGACCGUCAUAUCACACAUACAGGCCUUAACUGUGAUGGCUACACUUCAGUACUAACCAACAAUGGCUGAUAGCGGUUGUAGACUUGAAGUAAAAAUCCUGAAUCAAAAAAAAAAAAAAAGAAUUAUUCUUCACUUAAUUUAUUUAUCAUGAUUCUGCUUUCAAUUUGAAGUUUGAUUUGUAGAUUUAAAACCCUGCUUGAUUGUUAUUUUCUAUCUAGCUAUAUAAAACAGUGUCACUCGACAGCAUAGCUGUCCCACUAAUAGACAGACAGAAUUUGGUAGUUGUAGUAUGGUCUUCCCAACUCCGAGCUCAACUCAAGUUGUACACCUUAAAAUUUUUGGACGACGCCUCUGUAUAGAUUAGGCAUGUCACCUAUAGGUUGAUAAUUUAACAUAGUAGAUAUCAGGAUGGCCAUCUUGGAAGUCCUGUAAUAGUUCAGUCUGUAUCGCAAGGUUUUGGUGCAAAUUUCCAACCCACAUAUAUAUAUAUAUAUAUAGUAUAUAUGGACUUGCAUAUAUACAUUAGGUAGGGAAUCUGUCCCUUUCUGAUUAGUGAAGUGGAUUGUGAUAUUCAUGAUGUCGAGAGUCCCAUCAUGACAUGCCAGAAUCACUCGUGUAGCAAUUAAUUUCUGUAGUGAAUUUUGUCUAACUUUCAAGUAGCAUAUUUUUUCCAGAAAACCAGUAGGUCAGCUUUAAUUUAACACAAUUCUUUUUAACUAAAACUAUAUUUAUAGAAAACUCUUCUAGGAAUAAUGUUUCUGAUUUAUAGAAAACUCUUUGGAAUAAUGUUUCCGAUUUAUAGAAAACUCUUAGGAAUAAUGUUUCUGAUUUAUAGAAAACUCUUAUGAAUAAUGUUUAGUUAUACAUUAUUGUAAGGGGAACCGAGUGUGGAAAAAAGUUGUUGUACAGAUAGUGCUAUAUCCUUGUUGAUCCCACGAUUCCAGAUACCUAUAUGUUUACAUAUUACAUGUACUAGAAAUUACUUCCAUACUAUUAUAUUCCUAUACCACGCCCCUGUUGUGUUUCUUGAAUGUCCUUCACAAGACCGAAUAUGUUUAUUAGUCCCCCUACCAGUGAAACCUAUGGAGACUUUAGGCUUUCUCUCUGUAAGUCUUUUACUUACAUGUACAUACACCUUGCGUAUGUAACGCCAAAGAUUGCGAGUGCUCUAGCGGCUUCAUUCCUUGAUGGAUUUUGAUUAAACUUCAUAAAAGGACCAUAAUAUCUCGGAACAAUUUUAAGUUUCAUGGAUUUUGGCUCAAGGUCAAGGUCACUUAUUGUUUUAAAUGGGGAAGGAGGGGGACAUGUAUUGUUUUAGCAAUACACAGUAUACUUGCUAACAAAAAUGUCAUAAUCAGGAGGAAUAUAGAUCGUUUCUGUAUAAAAGGGAGUUUUACUGGAUGAAGUUUAUUUUUCGGUGGACUUAUAUUGUUAUAUUGUUUUAAUUUCAUCGAUCCAGAUUCGAAGUGCUCUGUAUGGCAUUUUGAAGGCUAAAAUUUUCUGUUAUUUGGAUUUGAAUCUUUAGCGGGGCAAAAUUUGGUGUGUACUUGUUAAACCAAUACAUAUACGUAUACUGUUCUGAAAAUAGAAUAAAGUUCAAGAAAAGGUAGUUUGGACUGGUCAGGUGAUCAUAUUUGAUAAAAGUAUACAUUUUUUGUAGCCUUACAGUUGUAACAGUCAGUAUGUUUGUUCCCAAACUGUUAUUAGAUAUUUCUAAUUCUAGAUUAAAACAAGUCAGAAUUAAUAUUUAAUACCAAUGACACAGAAUGAGAUAUAAGUUGAGGUAAAAGAUACUACUGUUUUGGUGAUUACACCAUAUGUAAAUCAUUUUAUGAAAAGGACUGACAUUUUUUUACGUCAUUGUGGCAGAACAUCCAAUAACAGAUAAAAGUAAAAUCCAGCAAGUUAAUUAUUGAUAAUCAAAUUUGAUGAAAAAUCUUUUAAAGGUUAUACGAAAAUGAAUUUCAAGCUCAACUAUGGCAUUUAUAUAUGGUUUGUGAAUAUUCAUGUACCUCUGGUAAUGAAUAUUUGUCCAGUUAAGGAUAAUACGUACCUUAUGGGGUAUUCCAUGUUCGUCUUUUUAAAGAGAAUAUCGUAUGGUAGCUAUAUACUGUAUCAAAUUUUCAUCUCAACAUUUGUUUAUAUGUGAAAGUGUCCGAUUCUACAGUACGAAUCUACAGUACAAUAUAUUAUAGGUGUAUAUUUAUGGUGAGCAUUGUGAAGAAAUAUGUGUGGAUUAUCUUUGCAUGGGUCCUCAUUUUAAAAACAGAUUAAUAAUUAACAUAUUCAUUAUGUGAUACCAAUGUUUUUAUGUGUAUAUAAAGGAUUUAUUAAGAGAAAAAUAUUCAAUUAAAAUGUACAUUAUGAUAUGUAAAA